AUGGCACUGAGUGGCGCGGCAUCCUUUGGAUGGCCACCACCAAGAGUAUGGGAAGAUGCCUAUGAGAAUAUUGCUCCUUGUGGAUCUGUCGAAGAUCCGGGUAGCAGAACAAACUUUACCCUCCAUCAAGGACAUGUGCUUAUUUUCACGCAAGCCAAGGCUUGGAACGUUAAGUUGGGUGUUUCAUACACUUCACAUCCCAACACGUUGGCCGACUUCCAACCCAUGAUGAAAUACGUAUGGAUGGACGAGGUCGACGCCGGCGUCACCUGCAUCAACGUCCCAGACGCUCCAAUGGCCGUCAAAGCCGGCACUAAAGCCACGCUGCAGCUCUCAUACAGGAGCCCCCAUGAGGUUUCUUCCGAUAACAUCACAUUAUACACAUGUGCCGACAUCACCUACGUUCAUCCUGCCGACGUCCCCUAUCAAACCCCGUGUUUCAAUACAACACUACCAAAGGAUCACUUCGUGACUCUUCCGCCCGGGCCCAGGUUCUCUCCCCUGAAGUUCCCGAUAGCGGAAAACGUAACCAUCACGCCGGACACGACAGGUCACGAAUUUCCCAAGUGGGCGAUUCCUCUGGCUGGCGUCGCAGGCGCUUUUGUUGCGACCCUUUUCGUGUUCUUGGUGUUUAAAUGUUGUAUCAUACCACGACGACACCGACAAUUAAUGGAAAUCAUAAAACGGCGGACAAAUUAUAGGAUCUAA
Molecule: messenger RNA, 708 nt
Organism: Trichoderma harzianum CBS 226.95
Lineage: Eukaryota; Fungi; Ascomycota; Sordariomycetes; Hypocreales; Hypocreaceae
Exons: 3
Coding region: 1-708 (235 amino acids)
Source: RefSeq, a predicted model, not a curated record